Molecule: messenger RNA, 2466 nt
Organism: Nematocida major
Lineage: Eukaryota; Fungi; Microsporidia
Exons: 1
Coding region: 1-2466 (821 amino acids)
Source: RefSeq, a predicted model, not a curated record
AUGCACAACAAGCGCUUCUUUUCGCCUGAAAUAGAAACCGACUACAAAGUGGAGCCCGUUGGGGAUGUUGAAACCACAGAAGAGCACAAAUACACAAGAAAUGCGCAGAAUGACAAGCCCUACACGCCUGCAGAGGAGCCCGCUGUGAGCUCCAAGCCUGCUGGCAAAAACUACGCCGAGGAGUACCACCGCACCCUCAUCGAGAUGUUUCCGUCCGUCGACGGGCACACUCUGUCGGUUGCUGUCGCCCGAGAGGACUCGUUCUUCCAGGCUCUGCAGAGAAUGCCCACCAAACAGCACGCGAACUACGUGCUGGCUGCGCUCCUUCUGCUGAGUGAGGGAAUAAACGUGCCCAUCAAGGCCACGCAGAAAACAAUCACACUGGAGAUAGGCAGCAUAGCAUUUGAGACAGGCCGGUGCAAAAAGGCUGCACAGGUCAUAAACUUCUUCAAAGACAACAAAGGCAAAGGAAAACUUCCGUGCACGCAGAACGACUUCAGCACCGGAGAGUUUCUAAACACGCCGCAGUUCCUCAUCCAGGCGUACGUCUUUGAGUACAUCACGAGCAAGGACGACGCCCUGGACUUCGCAGCGUGCGUGCACAGCAUCCUCAAAAGCCUGCCAGAAGAAAGCUGCAAAGACGUAUACAGCGCGUGCUUUGUGGAGAGCAAGGCAAAUGCUGAGGAAGACAAGCUUCUGCGCCCGCUUAGGAUGAUUCAGACAAAAAUGAAGAUUCUACAGACGUUCCCGUUCACCAGCCCAAACAUGCUGCCGGCGUACACAAGCGUGUAUGCCUGCAAGAGAGGACAGCCCGAGUUUCUGGAGGAAACAUUCAGCAACUGCGUGGAGACCGGCCUGUUUGCGCUCUUCUGCUGCCUUGCACACGACCCAGUCCAGAAAAAGUACGACGCGGACAGCAUGCUCGGCAAGAAAAAAGAGGGUGAUAAAACAGAGGCUCUGCGCACUUUCUUCCAGUUGAAGGGCGUCACCCCAAAGGUGUGCGCCACCAAAGAGACAAUGCAGGAGUGGAACCGCGUGGUGUCUGACCUGCAGAGCCAGCACAUCGCGUACGCGAGGAAAAACAGAAACGAGGUGCGCUCCGGAAUUUUCAAUGUGCUCUAUAUUGUUGCAGAGGUGACAGGCAGAUCGGAAGAGGAGAGGCCAAGGAUACGCAAGCUUGAACAGAUGCUAGAAGACUCCGAGAUUGAUGAAGACUCUGAGAACGGGUUUGAAAAAACACAGAAGUACGUGGAAAAGCUUUUCGCGUCGCUCUCCGUGGACAAAUCCUUAAAAGUCGAAUUAUCCGACUUGAAGCUCGGCGCCCGGAGCGACGGACAGAAUGACCUUUACGGAAAAAUCACCCUAAAGUACACAGACAAAGACAGCGUGAUAAAGCAGGGCUUAUGCCUUGCCAUUUCACCCGGGCAUCUAACAGCCAUCCUGUGUCCAUGGGCUUUUCUUUCUUCUGCGAGUGGUGAAGAAGAGGCCUUCUUUGCGGUGGACGGCUACUCAGAGCCUGCGGACUUUGCUGAAUGCCUGCUUGCCAAGUACGCAGACGCGUGGAGGGCCAGGGGCACGAAAUGCUCUGAAUCCAAACUUACUGAAGACACUCGGGGGUUCAUAGAGCGCUUGGCUGUCGAUGGAGCCUCUGCGCACCCAAACCAGCUUUUCUUGCUCGGGAACGCCUUGAGAAGCAAACAGAUACAAGAAUUCUCCGAGCACUUCACCUUGUAUGCAGCAGCAAAAGGCAUCGAGUUCGCCCAGGAGCAUCCGGGCGUGCGCCUCCUCUCGAAUCUGCUCGGCAGCCUUCCGCUGGAUGACUCCGUAACGCAAUACAAUGGGAUGCAGCACAUAGUCUUUCUGGACAUGUUGCGCGGCCUUUUUCCAAGAAUCGCCCUGUCAAAGAAAACAACUUCUAUACUCUAUAAAAGCACAGGCACUAUCAUCAAAAUAGGGAGCUACACCGGAGACAACUGCGCACCCACAGCAAACGCCAUUAUGAAGUACUUUAGAGAGUACAAAAAGCAGGCGCGCGAGUCUCUUUUCGGGUGUUUACAAUUAAAAAGCUUUAACACCAUCUCUAGCAUGUUUCCUGUUUUGCUUGCAGACAAGUCAACACGCCACACAGACGAAAUUCGCGCGCUUAUUAUGGAUGUGGAGGAGAAAGACCGGGAGAGGGCACUGGACGCCAAGGUGGUCUUCGACCUCUUCGUGUUCUUCGCCAGCUUGCAAGAUGAUAGCACCCCGCACGAGCUGGUGCUUGCUCUGGGCAGCAGGGUUGUGCCAAGGUCGAUACAGGCAUACAAUCGCAACAAAUACGUGUUUUCUAUCAAAAGCCAAGCAGCCGCCGUGAUUCUGGAGGCUCUGAACACGUACCAGAGUGCCCUGCUGGAGAUGCCUAGCGGAGAAGAGGUGUUCAAAGGCAUGCAGGGCAUACUCCAGUAUUCCAUAGACCAGAAGAGAUAG